GAAAGUGCUGCGGCCAAUCAGAUCACAGGUCACGAGAUUUUCACGGACCAACACGCUGGACGUUAUACGUGCAGCUUAUAUUGGUAUGGGUAGACAGCCGGAUGACUGACUUAAAACUGCUAUAAAACAAAAUAUUAAUGUGUGGCUUCUACGUGACCGACGAUGGAACUAUCUUACCAAGCCAUCAAAACAGCGAAUCAAGCCAGAGAGGCAGAUGAGAUAAGAACUGAAACCAGAAGGCGAAAUUUGCUGAUUCUAAUCUUCCACCACCUGAUGGAUGAAGGGUAUGUGGAAGCUGCCAGUGCUUUGCAGCAGGAGAGCAGUAUGUGUCUGCGCCGGUUUGAGGUGUGCGAUAAUGUGGACCUGGACACUAUCCUGAUGGAGUACGAAAGUUAUUAUUUUAUCAAGUUCCAUAAGUAUCCCAAGCUGACAAAGAAGGUACCAGAAACAUGUGAGGGCAGACAGGCUCAAAGUCAUGGUACAAAAAGAACCCCGGGUUCAGCAUCCCAGAUCCUGCCCAGGCUAAACUCGCUGCAUGGUACCCCCUCCAGGAUUAAGAAGACAGACUCCAAGGUGGCGGUGAGGGAUGGAGGCAAAUCUGCCAGCGAAAAUGGAUGGUCUCCCCCACCAGAGACGACUGAUUUUGGGCUGAGCGUGGCACCAGCCUUCCGAAAUGGAACCCUGGAAGGAGCACAAGCGAAGCGGAGCCAUCCGAUGGACUAUCGCUGCCUAGACGCCAUUAGAGGGCCCAGCGGCAACCUGACCUGUGGCCCCGACCCCUCGGAGCGCCUGCUGAAGCCAAUGAGUGCCUUCAGUAGCAUGAACAGUGAGAGCAGGGAGCUGGCCACAGUAAUCAGCAAGGAUAUCUAUUUACACAACCCAAACGUGAAGUGGGAUGACAUUAUCGGCCUGGAAGCGGCCAAGCGAUUAGUCAAAGAGGCUGUCGUCUACCCCAUUAAGUAUCCCCAGCUGUUUACUGGUAUCCUGUCUCCCUGGAAGGGCCUGCUACUAUACGGACCUCCUGGCACAGGGAAGACCAUGCUAGCCAAAGCUGUGGCUACUGAGUGCCACACCACCUUCUUCAACAUUUCUGCUUCCAGCAUUGUCAGCAAGUGGAGGGGAGACUCAGAGAAGCUUGUUCGGGUUCUGUUUGAGCUGGCCCGGUUCCAUGCUCCUUCCACUAUCUUCCUGGACGAGUUGGAGUCUGUGAUGGGCCAGAGAGGCUCCGGCCCAGGGGCCGAACACGAGGGCAGCCGCAGGAUGAAGACCGAGCUGUUGGUGCAGAUGGACGGGCUGGCUCGCUCUGAUGACCUAGUAUUCGUACUGGCUGCAUCCAACCUACCCUGGGAGCUGGAUCAUGCCAUGCUAAGACGGCUGGACAAACGCAUCUUGGUGGGGCUGCCCUCGGCCCCCGCUCGCCAGGCCAUGAUCGCCCACUGGCUGCCCCCACUGAGCAGCUCAGGGGGGGUGGAUCUGCACACAGAGCUGGACUACCGCAUGCUAGGACAGGAGACAGAGGGCUACUCAGGCUCAGACAUCAAGCUGGUGUGCAAAGAGGCCGCGAUGAGACCGGUCCGCAAGGUGUUUGAUGUCCUGGAGAGUCAGGAGAACGGUAACGCCAAGACGCCCAUCAUCCUGCUGGACACGGUGACCACAGAUGACUUCCUGGAGGUGAUCGCCCACACCAAGCCGUCAGCCAGGAACCUGACGGAAAAACCAGUACAGCAGCAGGGGGACAGAGGCAUGCUCACCUGAGAAGUCCUCCAAGGCGCUGUCCUCCAGCAGCAGUAGGGGUCUCAAAGCGCGACGUUCCACCAGACCACGGGCAGCACUCAGCGA
Molecule: messenger RNA, 1839 nt
Organism: Brienomyrus brachyistius
Lineage: Eukaryota; Metazoa; Chordata; Actinopteri; Osteoglossiformes; Mormyridae
Gene: katnal2
Product: katanin p60 subunit A-like 2
Exons: 17
Coding region: 163-1755 (530 amino acids)
Molecular function (GO): ATP binding; ATP hydrolysis activity; protein binding
Source: RefSeq, a predicted model, not a curated record